Messenger RNA from Dama dama (fallow deer), 6264 nucleotides. It is a transcript of the gene ANKRD28, whose product is annotated as ankyrin repeat domain 28. Gene Ontology annotation, cellular component: cytoplasm; ciliary inversin compartment. Bases 1404 to 4670 code for a protein of 1088 amino acids. The record is from RefSeq and is a predicted model, not a curated record. The transcript has 28 exons. Gene Ontology annotation, biological process: protein localization to ciliary inversin compartment. NCBI's taxonomy places the organism in Eukaryota, Metazoa, Chordata, Mammalia, Artiodactyla, Cervidae. Gene Ontology annotation, molecular function: protein binding.
AUCCUGCGGUUCUGCAGUCCUUGCUCUUCAGACUGUUGCUCAGUUGGAGUGCUUCUGUGGGGCCGAUCCUGAGGUUCUCUGUUUUUUAAGGACCUACUACUCAUUUGGAGGUGUCACUGGCGGUUUGCAAGAUCAUAUGAGGAACAGGAAAGCAUCUGAAAUCGACUGGAAAGGAAGACUGUAGCGGUUUUCACAGUGGAAGGAAACUAUAUUGGCACAGAGGCAGAUGAUUGAAUAAAGUAGUUGGCUCAGAGAAGAUGCACAGUCUGCUGUUUUUUCCUCUGAAUGAAGACUCUUUGAUGGAAGCUGCAUUCAUGUGGAGAUCAAAGAAAACACUGGAAUGAUAAACUACUGGAGUUCUCUCCCUCUCUUUUUUAAAAAUGAAAAGCCUGAAGCCGUAAUUUGAGCUCAAAUGCCUUCUAAUUCCUUCGCAGCCUGCCUGUUCCAUUAGGAUUCUCCGCUAACACCAUUUCUGCUUGGUGCCUGUGCCCUUUUGCUGGAGCAGCCACAGACCACUGCCUGAUGGAGGAAGAAUGAACACUCUGCCUUUCCUGUGCUGUCGAUGGGAAUUAAGCUAACUGUUUCUUUUCUUAUAUGGAAUAUCUGGAUUAAUCAAGCUGUAUUCUAGUACCAAGAGUCCUAUUGUCUCUUGUGGUCUGACUCAUUGCAUGUAAAUGUACUGCAGCUUUGCUAUUAAUGCAGAGUGUUUUUUUUUUUUUUUUUCUUUCUCAAACACAGAAAGAAUUGUCAACCUCUGAGCAACAUUUUGAGAGCUCUAGCUGCAUUUUUUUUUCUUUUUUCUGGAUAGUAUCUGUAUUAAACCAGCGAAGCUGAAGAAGUGAAGACAAGUUAGAAGUGGAAACCGAAUAGUGAGAUUUCAUAUUUUAUUUUCAGUGAUAAGCAAGCCAGCUGCUGGUAACUAUGACCUUGCAGGCAGGAGUGGGUAUAGCUGUGAUCAUCUGUCUCAGCACUUGUUUCUCGUCUUAUUCUGUUGUGUGUGGUGCUAUCACCCAAACAGUGAUCUUUUUAUGCAAGUGAAUUUCUGUAAAACAGAAUAGUAAUAUGACUAUUUUGGUAGCAGAAAAAUAUUUUUAAAUGAACUUGUUCCGGACUCAGUUUUAGUUCUUGACAUGUUGAUGUGAAAUUUCUUUUAAGUUUUACAGUAACCAGACAGAAAAUAAUAGAAUUUGGGAUUUUAUUUUAUUUUUUUAAGGAAGUUAUGUAGUUAUAAUUUUAAGCUUUAGUUUUUCUGAUAGUACUUAUUAACUUUAAAAAAAAAAAACCAGUUGUGCUUUUCAAAGAAUGAUUCUGAGUGCUGUACAGAAGAGGAGGAAAAACUACUUGUGCUCUUCCAACUGUGACUUUUAUCACAUAGCUUAGAAUUCAGUUUUUUAAAAGAACGAAUGAGUCGAGUGUGUAUUGUUGUUUUGGAGGAGGUAGAAGAUGAGUCUCCUGCAUUCAUUUCUAAAUUGCCACAGGAAAAUAAAUCCCUACAUUCUCCACCUUCGGGAAAUGUAUUGCCCUCACUGGUGCAAGCUAUAUUUAAUGGAGAUCCUGAUGAAGUUCGAGCACUAAUAUUUAAGAAAGAAGAUGUUAACUUUCAGGACAAUGAAAAGAGAACUCCACUGCAUGCUGCUGCCUAUCUUGGAGAUGCAGAAAUCAUUGAAUUGCUUAUUUUAUCUGGAGCUAGAGUUAAUGCCAAAGACAGCAAAUGGUUGACACCUUUACACAGAGCAGUUGCGUCUUGUAGUGAGGAAGCAGUUCAGGUACUGUUGAAGCAUUCUGCAGAUGUUAAUGCUCGAGACAAAAACUGGCAAACCCCGUUACACAUAGCGGCCGCUAACAAAGCUGUCAAGUGCGCAGAAGCCUUAGUUCCUCUUCUGAGUAAUGUAAACGUGUCCGAUCGGGCAGGAAGAACUGCACUGCAUCAUGCAGCUUUCAGUGGCCAUGGGGAGAUGGUCAAAUUACUCUUGUCUAGAGGUGCCAAUAUUAACGCUUUUGACAAGAAAGAUAGACGUGCUAUCCACUGGGCAGCAUAUAUGGGUCACAUUGAAGUAGUGAAGUUACUUGUGGCACACGGAGCUGAGGUGACAUGCAAGGACAAGAAGUCUUACACGCCUCUCCACGCAGCAGCCUCCAGCGGGAUGAUCAGCGUGGUCAAGUACCUUCUCGAUCUUGGGGUUGAUAUGAAUGAACCAAACGCCUAUGGAAAUACACCUCUUCACGUAGCCUGCUACAAUGGACAGGAUGUUGUCGUGAAUGAACUGAUAGAUUCUGGUGCUAAUGUAAAUCAAAAGAAUGAAAAAGGGUUUACUCCUUUGCACUUUGCUGCUGCAUCUACACACGGAGCAUUGUGUUUAGAGCUUCUAGUAGGCAAUGGGGCCGAUGUCAAUAUGAAGAGCAAAGAUGGAAAAACUCCACUGCACAUGACUGCCCUCCAUGGUAGAUUCUCCAGAUCACAAACCAUUAUCCAGAGUGGAGCUGUAAUCGACUGUGAAGAUAAGAAUGGCAACACUCCUCUGCACAUAGCGGCGAGGUAUGGCCACGAGCUGCUCAUCAACACCCUCAUCACGAGUGGGGCCGACACCGCCAAACGUGGCAUACAUGGAAUGUUCCCCCUCCAUUUGGCAGCCUUAAGUGGUUUUUCAGAUUGCUGUAGGAAACUUCUUUCUUCUGGAUUUGAUAUAGAUACCCCAGAUGAUUUUGGCAGGACCUGUCUACAUGCAGCUGCAGCUGGAGGUAAUUUGGAGUGCCUAAACCUUCUGCUGAAUACUGGUGCAGACUUCAACAAAAAAGACAAGUUUGGAAGAUCUCCACUGCAUUAUGCUGCUGCCAACUGCAACUACCAGUGCCUGUUCGCUCUCGUGGGCUCCGGAGCAAGUGUGAAUGACCUUGAUGAAAGAGGAUGCACACCCCUGCACUAUGCAGCGACGUCAGACACAGAUGGCAAGUGCCUGGAAUACUUACUAAGAAAUGAUGCAAAUCCAGGGAUCCGGGACAAGCAAGGAUACAAUGCCGUUCAUUAUUCAGCUGCAUAUGGUCACCGUCUGUGUCUUCAGCUGAUUGCAAGUGAAACUCCUUUAGAUGUUUUAAUGGAAACAUCGGGAACAGACAUGCUGAAUGAUUCAGACAAUAGAGCAACAAUAAGCCCUUUACACUUGGCUGCCUAUCAUGGUCACCAUCAAGCCCUGGAAGUGUUAGUACAGUCUUUGUUAGAUCUUGACGUGAGAAAUAGUAGUGGAAGAACACCCUUGGACCUUGCAGCAUUUAAGGGCCAUGUAGAAUGUGUGGAUGUUCUCAUUAAUCAGGGAGCCUCAAUCUUAGUCAAAGAUUAUAUUUUGAAGAGAACACCUAUACAUGCAGCAGCAACAAAUGGUCAUUCGGAAUGCUUACGGCUACUAAUAGGAAAUGCCGAACCACAGAAUGCAGUAGAUAUUCAAGAUGGAAAUGGACAGACUCCUCUGAUGCUGUCUGUGCUCAACGGGCACACGGACUGUGUGUACUCACUGCUCAACAAAGGCGCAAGCGUCGACGCCAGAGACCGAUGGGGAAGGACGGCCCUGCACAGAGGGGAAUUUUCUUUUCAGGCAGUCACAGGCCAUGAAGAGUGUGUGGAUGCAUUACUUCAACAUGGUGCUAACUGCUUAUUUCGAGAUAGCAGGGGCCGGACACCAAUACACUUGUCAGCUGCCUGUGGACACAUCGGUGUUCUUGGAGCCCUUCUGCAGUCAGCAGCAUCUAUGGAUGCAAAUCCAGCCAUGGUGGACAAUCACGGAUACACAGCACUUCACUGGGCCUGCUACAACGGUCAUGAGACAUGUGUAGAACUCCUUUUAGAACAAGAUGUUUUCCAGAAAACGGAAGGAAAUGCUUUCAGUCCGUUGCAUUGUGCUGUAAUAAAUGACAACGAGGGUGCUGCUGAGAUGUUAAUUGAUACCUUAGGCUCCAGCAUUGUGAACGCCACAGAUUCAAAAGGAAGGACUCCUCUCCACGCAGCCGCCUUCACAGACCACGUGGAGUGUCUGCAGCUUCUGCUCAGCCACAAUGCUCAUGUGAACUCCGCGGACUCCUCUGGGAAGACGCCCCUCAUGAUGGCUGCAGAAAACGGACAGACAAACACAGUUGAGAUGCUGGUUAGCAGUGCUAGUGCAGAUCUGACUUUACAAGAUAACAGUAAAAACACCGCCCUCCAUUUGGCUUGCAGUAAGGGUCAUGAAACUAGUGCCUUGUUAAUACUGGAAAAGAUAACAGAUAGAAACCUCAUCAAUGCAACCAAUGCAGCUUUGCAAACACCUCUGCAUGUUGCUGCCCGAAACGGGCUGACAAUGGUGGUUCAAGAACUCUUGGGGAAAGGGGCAAGCGUGCUUGCGGUCGAUGAGAACGGCUAUACCCCAGCUUUGGCCUGUGCCCCCAACAAGGACGUGGCGGACUGCCUCGCGCUCAUUCUGGCCACCAUGAUGCCUAUCUCGUCAAGUAGCCCUUUAUCAUCCCUGACAUUCAAUGCCAUUAACCGCUACACCAACACCUCGAAAACUGUCAGCUUUGAAGCCUUGCCCAUCAUGAGAAAUGAACCCAGCUCCUACUGUAGCUUCAACAACAUCGGUGGGGAGCAGGAGUACUUAUACACCGAUGUGGAUGAGCUCAAUGACUCCGAUUCAGAGACCUACUGACAGGCUGAGCCAGAGACCUGGGGAGGCAUUCUGACACUGAUGCUUCAAACUGUGCUUUUUCAGGAAAAAGGCACUUUCUUACUCACAUACAAACGCAACCUAAGAGAGUGCAAACAGAAGUAUGAUGACAUUAGGAAGAACAGUUUUACAGGCACGUUUUACAAAAGGAACUGCUGGAAUCUUGAAGCAGACUUGACCAGAGGAGAACACUUGAUGGCACAUAGCCUCGUCAUUGUGGACUUUGGGUUUGCAGUGCCUGGAAUUAUCUGGGACACUGCACCCUGAUCUGCUCACACAAGCAACACUAUCGUCAAAGAAGAGAUAAGGACACUAGAUUUCAGUUUUAUCAAUAAAACUACAACUAAAUUUAAGGGCAAUAAAAAUUUGGUACAAUAGGCAUGAUGUGCACAGCAAAUUGCCAAAGGACCAAAUAACUCGGGUUUUAACAGAGCACCACUUUGCGGAAACUGGAGCGGGUGAAACUAGACAUUAUCUAAACCAAACUUCAGUAUUUCUGAAAAUGAAGCUGAGAUUUGGUUUUCAAUGUUGAUUUUUUUUUUAAAAGAAAACAUCUGAAAGCCUUCUAAUAUGUAUUAAACCAUGAGAGAAAGCAGAUGUAUUUUUACAUUUUUUUUCUUUUACAUAAAAAUUUUAAAAUUCCAACUUUUAUAAUAGAAUUGAAAACCAGCUGACUGGGUGCAGUCAGGGUGAAAAUAUUUGUGAUGUAGACUUGUAAUAGAUUGGGGUCAGGCUGUUGGUUGCCGGGUUUUGAAUGGUUUAGGUUUAAAACUGAACUAUUUUUGUUUGAAAAUGUAAAGAAUUUCCUCAAAGAAGGAAAUUUCGUAAAAUCAGGAAGUGGAUGAUUUUCACCCUGUUGCAGCCCAGUGGUCCAGUCCUGGGGAGUGGCGUUUCAGCCUCACUGCUUUGGGUGGUACACUUUGGUCACCUUUGUGUCUCCCCUGUGCCUCCACAGUGGACUAGGGUAUUUUUGUUGUCACUGUUUAGUGAAGAAUCAAAAAGAAAAACUCCCUUGCUACUCAUAAGUUAACAUCAUCAGGUCUCUUGGAAGGCAUUUCUAUACUGGGCAAGGUUUAAAAUACUAAAGCCUUUAGGUCUUAUUCACAUUUAAAGUAGCGUGUUUAUAACAUGCUAGAUUGGAAGACUGCCUUCCAAAUAACAAAGAGGGGGGAAGGCUGAUGUUUAGGCUUUUAAAUGACAAUUUAUAUGGGUCUGCUUUUACUGUAACUGUCACCUUCCCAGUGAAAAUGAUUUCACUUACGUAGGGGGUCUUCCAAGUCGGGGUAGAGUUCCAUAAAUUUUCACAAAGUGAUUCCCAAUUUCAUUUUAUUCUUUUUGUAUCGUGAAACUGGAAACUUUAUGACAUUGUAAAUUAUCAGCUGGUUUUUCUGAAUAUAAAGUGUGAAAACACAGAACAGUAUUUUGAUCUAUUUGAUAAUUUUGUGGGUUUUUGAAGAAUUAAUGAGCAUGUAAAUAGAAAUAGUGACUGCUUGAAUACUGUAUUUACUUGCACUCUUUCAAUACAUCAAGAUUCCUGUAUAUUUUAGAGUAUAAUAAAACACAGAUGUGAGUUGUA